AUGGAAAUAAGGUCGGCUCUCCAAACAUUGACUCAAGCCAUAACGACUCAAGCUCAAGCCAUGAUAACUCAAGCCCAAGCUAUGACAGGGCAAGCCAAUAGGGAAGUUGGUCCCUGUGUGAACCUCAAUGUGAACACCAUGGCUUCAAGGUUGAGAGACUUCACAAGAAUGAGCUCUCUUAUGUUCUUUGGUUCCGAAGUUGGUGAUGAUCCUCAAGAGUUUCUGGAAGAGGUCUACAAGAUAAUUGAUGCUAUGAGGGAUGAGAUGAGUCGGUUUGUGAUAGGUGUGUCUGAUUCGAUUAAAGAAGAAUGUCAUGUGGCAAUACUCCAUGAUAAUAUGAAUAUAUCACGUCUAAUGGUGUAUGCUCAAAAAGUUGAGGAGUCAAGGCUUAUGAAGAAGAAUAGAGAGGUAAAAAGGGCAAGGUCCGAUGAUGGAAAUUCUUCCAAGGGUAAAUUCGAGGGUCAAGGUAGACCAAGGUGUGGGAAGAAUGGCCAUAUGAUGAGAGAUUGUCCCAUGUUAAAGGUUCAAGGAAGAGAGGGCAAGCAAGUUCGUCCUACUGGUUCAAAUUCUGAUGUUCCCAAGAUAAACCAUUUUUAUGCUCUUCAAUCCCGAGGUGACCAAGAAAGCUCCCCGAAUGUUAUGACCGACCCUGGUGCCACUUUGUCGUUUGUUACACCUUUUGUGGCUAUGAAGUUUGAAAUAUUCCCCGAUGUGUUAGAAGAACCUUUUUCGGUGUCAACCCCGGUUGGUGACUCGGACACGGGUAGUAAAGUUCCAAUUUCCAAAUGA
This is a messenger RNA of Solanum stenotomum, 789 nucleotides long. RefSeq lists its product as uncharacterized. The transcript is spliced from 5 exons. Gene Ontology annotation, molecular function: nucleic acid binding; zinc ion binding. Lineage: Eukaryota; Viridiplantae; Streptophyta; Magnoliopsida; Solanales; Solanaceae. The record is from RefSeq and is a predicted model, not a curated record. Bases 1 to 789 code for a protein of 262 amino acids.